Rhipicephalus microplus (southern cattle tick) is the source of this 875-nucleotide messenger RNA. RefSeq lists its product as uncharacterized. Gene Ontology annotation, molecular function: amine binding. Gene Ontology annotation, biological process: symbiont-mediated perturbation of host defenses. Lineage: Eukaryota; Metazoa; Arthropoda; Arachnida; Ixodida; Ixodidae. The record is from RefSeq and is a predicted model, not a curated record.
UACAUCGUGUGGUCCGAGUUAAUGAGUUCGCGAGGGUCUUAAAAAGACAGGUCAACAGGGGCGGCGUAAGUGCUCAAUAUGGCAAGAAUCGCAUCGUUUGCACUCGCUGCGCUGUGGUGCACGGCAUGUGUACUAGGGAAGCUCGGAUCACCCGGUGGUCCCCGUAAGCUGCACCAGGAGAUUGCCGACAGUUUUAAGGUUAUUGAGAACUUCCCGUACACCGUAGCCAUCUCAGACUCGGACAACGACACCAUGUUUGAAUGUGUGGCCGCAAACAGAACAGAGAUUGACCCGGAGGCCCAAACAGCUACUUUCGUGUGGCUCUUUCAAGGGAACGAGAACUCUCCAAAGCAGAAUAUUCCUUUCUACGUUAAGACCGGCGAAGAACCUGGAACGCUGCUGUUCACCAUAGAAGGCGACCCGACUGUUAGAGAGGGACGCUACUAUUACACAGACUACAAGACGUGCGUCGUACUGGACAUGGAAUAUCACGGACAUCAAUGUAUUUUGUGGACACAGAGAGCAGUGAAGGACAAUGUGCCACAGCACUGCAUAGACCAGUUUGUCGACACAUGCGGCGUCAUCGCUCCCCCGCACAGUCGAGACCUCUGUCCGGAUGGUGAAGGCGACUACUAGUCAGUUCUGUGGCAUCUUGCUUCAAACCGUGCUGUUCAAUAUACGAUCUGUUUAAAGUAUACCAUUUAAUAAGAGGCAUUUCAAUAACCCUUUGUUUUUCGCUAAUAAAUUUAUUACCUUUCAGUAACCAGUCAAUGUCACUGCCCUAUUUGGUAUUCAACGUAGAGAUUCUUUAUUUCUUUUAUAUCAAAAUCUCGCCCUCCGCUAUAUAAUAAAAGUCAUUCAAAUAAGCACAAAAA